AUGCUCCAAUAUAAUGAUUCAUCCUCACCACCAUCAGCACACGAUCAUCACAGUGCUUCAUCCUCUCAACAACUCCAAGUAUCAUCCACAGUUGUGGACUUGAACACUCCAACCAUUAACAUUCCUUACGACUCUUUGAUUCAUGAAGAUGAUGACGACCACAAUAAUGGUGAAGAGAACCAUCAUCAUCACUCGACAACUCCUCACGACUUUAUCAAACAACAACAACAACUUUUUGAUGAAUCAUCAACGAAUGAUAGUGCUUUGACAAGUUCAUCCAAUCAUCAUCACGAUCUUGAACCACACGAUGAUGAAUCUACGACAUCAUCCAUGGUGAAUAUGGACCUAUCAUCAUCUUCAACAACAAUGGUUUCAUCACCAUGCUCUCAAAGAAUUGAUUCUCCCAAUUCCACUACUACUUGUAGUAGUAACAACAUCAUGAUGACGACGACUCUUCCAACCACAACCACAACAACCACCACCACCACAACAACUCAUUCACAUUCAUCGUUAUCCAAUUCCUCCUCAUCAACGGCUGCCUUGUUUAACACUUAUAAACAAUCAAGAGCAAACAGUCGAGCUGCGAGACAUUCAAGUCUGAUCAAUAAUGGAAUUGUGUUGGCGAAUGAAAGGAAUGGUCACUCCACGAGUGUCGGAACGGUGGUGGAAGGUUCCUCCACCUCGAUCGCAACGACCAGCUCAACUACAAAUUCUGAUCUGGUGGUGACGAUUCCUACUUCUCCAACAGGUGGUGGCAGUGUCGUCAAUAAUGGAAUUUCAUUUGUAAAUAAUGCCUCUUCCUCCUCCUCGACAAGUGGUCAACUCAAGAAUGUGAAACAUACUCCAGAAAAUGAUUACAAGUAUUUUGAAGAAAAUGUUCCAAAUCAGAGCACAAUUCUCGAUCAUAAUGGACAAGAAUAUUGUAAACUUUCGGAAACGUUGCACAUUGAUGUUGAAAAAUCAAAGACGGUCAACAAGUUCUUUAUUGAAAAGAGAGAUGACAAUGCCAUUCAGGAUUUAUUUGCAAAGAAUUGUUUGCAUUUAUAUAAUGGUGAAUUCACAGUGUUAAAACAUGAUGAAAAAGAGAGUGUGAAUGUUUUGCCACAAAAUGCUGAUACUACGAAUUUACUCUACUACGAACAAGCAAGAGAUGUUUUUGAAUUUGUCACUCGUAGAAUGACAUACCAUCCAAAUGACUUUAUGGAAGAUCAAUUGAACAUACUCACUAAAUUUUAUCGAUUCCGUUUGGAAGCUGGUGAACUCGAGCCCUAUUUUCUUUCAUUGGAACUUGUUAAUGCAAAAACUAAAGCCAAAUUGAGUGAAAGGUUUUAUUUCCACAUGAUUUCACACCAAAUGGUCAAUGGUUUUUAUGAUGAAUUGGAUGUUAAAAAACAGUUACAAAAACAAUUGGAUCAACAACCAAAAGCAUUAUUCUCCUUGUCACAUGUUUUGAAAGGAGAACAACUUUGUGAUAUUUAUGCUGUGAUUUUCGUGUACAAAACAUUACAAGGAGCAACUUCAGAACACAUUCUCAAACAACAUCACGCCGGAAGAAAGAAUCAUACUCUUGUCAGAGAUACCCAAUCCGAGUGUCAACAAUCACAACCAACUCCUCUCGAUGACUUUCAAGGUUUAAAGGUUCACAAAGAACCAUUUUUAUUUUCGUUCUGUCCUGUCAAAGAAAACGGUAUUCAUGCCUUCAAAUACUUUUUACCAAUAGAUGUACUCUUUCAACACAUUACUCCACAAAUUGCUGUAGAGACAGAAAGUGGAGAAGCCACAGUGAGUUCAAAACGACAGGCCUCAUACGUGGACGCAUUGUGUGAAAUUAUUAGCCAACACACUGAAAAUGUUCUCUCCUUUCACACACCACACUCGAGUCGUGAAUGUAGCGACCUCAAAGAAUUGCUUCAAACAGAAACAGAUGUCAUGAGAAGAAAUCUGAAAAAACUCAAGGCCGUUCCUGGAUAUCUAGUGUUUGAAACUUACAAAUUUAAUCCAAAAAAGUUUGAGAGCGAUCCUAUUGAACGACUGCUCUUGUUCGGAUCUGAACUAGAAAAACCACUGUUCACCACAAGUUCUUUGAUUUCUCUUGAGGAAGUCAUUCAAAAAGUUCAGUUGAGAAACAUGUCCAUUCUCAAUCCAAAGGAUCCUCAACAAGAAAAGGAGCUUCAAAAAUGUUGCGCCUCACUCGAAAAUUUGAAUUAUCAAUCAUACAGAAUCGAAGAAUUGCAUGAAAAGCUUCCAAAAUUCCCUCACUUUGAUUUUUCGCAUCUACUUUAUGUUUCUCCCGUUUCAUUGAAUAUUGACAAAUUUAAAGUUGAAAAUCUGUCAUCUUUGGAUGCUGACAUGGCGCUUUUAGAGAGUCUGUCGAUCAAAAAGUUCAAAGCUAAGAAUGCACUUGUGAAAAUUGAAUACAUGGAAGCCAUUGGAAAACCAGCUCCAAGAAUUAUUUCUCCAGUUGGACAAUCCUUAGUUUCGGAAAUUUAUUGCAACGUGCUGUAUGAUUGUGAUAACGUUAUUCGAUUUAUUGAUGAAAUCAAAAUUGCACUGCCUCUUCCAAUUGAAAAGGAGAACCAUUUGGUGAUUUCUUUAUAUCAUCUAGUCAUUGAAAAACAAGGUCAAAAGAGAAAGAAAACACUUGGAAAUGAUGGACAAGUUCCAAAAAUUUGUUUUGGAUACUCCGUUCUCACCAUCAAAGAUAUUGUAGACAAUCACUGCUCAAAGAUGACAGAUUUCACAUACACAUAUUCACUUCCCAUCUAUCAAAAACUGACUGGAAAUUAUCUCUCGGAUGCCAAACGAUUGAGUGUCAAUAUGAAUGCUGGAAGCUCCAAUCAAUUAAUAUCACUCGAGAAUAAGCGUCACGACCCUAAAAAAAUAUCCUUCUUGUGUAACGCUCGAGUAUGCUCCACGAUUUAUCCCAAUGAGAAAUUACUUCUUCAAUUCUUUGCCGAUUGUGCACCAUUCAUUAGUAUCAUUAAGGAUGGAUCAACAGGACAAGUGAAAGAGCUCACACGAGCUGUUAAGGAUUGUCGGAGAUCGAUUGAAAAUUUAAUGAAAGUUCCCUUCUCGAAAAUUGUGAGUCACUUCACACUCAUUAUGGAUAUGCUAUUGAGCGUGAUGUGUCGAAUUCCUGAUGUGUUACAUUCAUUUGUUACGGAGGCUGAACAUUUGCAAGAAACAUUACGAUCGAGUGCGUUGUUUGGAGAAUCGACCAUGAAUAUUGCUGUCAGUGGAGGAUCUUCUUCUACAGAAGAUGAAAUGUUGAGAUCCAUCUCGGCUCGUUUCGGAAUGGAACCUCCUCUUUCUAGCUCAGCUUCCUCAAGCUCAGGGGCAGGUGAUCGUAGAUCAAUAUUGAAGAGUUCAAUUUUAGCAGCUAAGAGAAAAUCGUUCACAAAUAAUUCAUCAUCAUCGCCUAAUUCCACUCCUUCUCCUGAAAACAAGGACAUGAAGGAACCUAAAUCAACACUCCAAAAGAGAUUUUCCUUUAAGAAUAUUUUGAAAAGAAAAUCAAAAGAAGUAGAUACUGGUAUCACUCCGUCACCACAACAAUCACAAAAUGAAGUUGUCAAAUGUGUUGCACAACCUGGAGAGGAAGGAUUUAAUUUAUUGGAAUAUUUGAAAGCUCAGCAAGAACAAGAACAAUACAACAACUCUACUCAACAAGACAUCAGUCACACAUCAUCCUCUCUGUUUGACCAAAAGCAGAACCAAGCCAAGAAUGACAAAGUGAAGAGAAGAAUGUCACUCACAGAUCGAUUGUUUAAUCGACACAAAUCAACAGAUGGUGCCACAGCUGGAUCACCCAUUGAAAGUUCACCUCCAAUCACUGCUGCUGACAGUAGCACUACAAGAAAGAGCAUUACAUUUACCACUUCAACUUUAAGCGCCUCUAGGGAAAGCCAAAAUCAAGGAGAUCUUUUCGAUUUCCUUGGAGUUUCAAAUGUGCUUUUUGAUUUGCAAAAAACAGUCUUCCAAGUAAUUGUCUCCAUGUUAAAAGGAGCAGCCGUUAUUACCGAUUGUGCAGAUCGAUCUAACAAGCUUCUCAAUACCUAUGUGAACUAUGUGUUCAAGGACAUUGUCAUGACUCAAUCUCCAGUUUAUGUCAAUUUAAUUGAACUAUUCACAGAUGUACUUGGAAAGGCUGAUGAUUCUCUCACAGUUUCAGUUCCAACGGAUGACGAGGGCCUGCCUUCACAUAUUUAUCAAUCUGAAGGUUCAGGAAGGCGUGCUGGAAGUGGAAUCCUCCGAAAAUCCAUUCAAGACAUGUUUGGAAACACUAAGAGAAGCAGUUUGAAUAAUGAUACAGACAAAUCUGCAUCAACAUCACAAAACAAUAGAAGUAGCUACUCUAUGAAUAUGAGUUUGUUUGCCAUUGGUUCAGCUCCUGUUUAUUAUGAAAGUCUUAAUUAUUCAUGGUUCUUCUUGGAUUUAAUUCUCAAGUCUUAUUUAUUGUGUCAGAGAGAAAAGACAGCCAGUAGAUCGCACAUGAGUGAAGUUCAAUAUAAUUUGUUAUCUGAAAGAGAACGAGAAGCGUUAAUCAAUGAUCAUGGAUACAAAUUUUCAUUACUUUUGAAGGAACUUAUUGGUGUUCUUGCCGAGAAAGCAGUAUUUUAUAAGGAUGAUUUUGCAAACUUCUUUGUUGCUUCUCAAAUUAAUAAUCAAUUGGCAUUCUUCUUUAGAGAUUUAUUAGGUUGUGGAGAAAUGAAAUCAGAAUUGGUGUUUGAUUUGAUGGAAAUUUAUUUCCGAGAAUUUGUGGUUAAAAAGACUGUCACCAUUAACACUAUCAAAUUAGGAAUUGACUUUUUACAAAUUCUUUGUGACUUUCCUCAAUUUAUGAAGCUCAACUUUGCAAAUUAUCAUCCAAAAGAGUACAUUCACCAUGAGUCCAUUUUGUGUCCUCCAUUCAAGUUGUUGACAAAUAUUUUGAGAGAUUGUGUGACAAAAUUUAAAUCUGAAAUUGAUGUUCACAACAGCGCUGUGAAGGUCUUGAGGUAUAUUCUUACCAAAGAGGAAUGUUUAUAUUUAUCUCAAGAAAAUGCAUCCAAAGAGAGACUUCAACUUCUCGCAAGAAUAUUCUUCCCUUAUGUGGUAAUGGUUCUCGAAAAUUUGAAUUCAAUGGAGACAAUUCCAGAAAUGACAUUGAAACAACACUUGAAAUGUUGUUUAUGGAUUCUUUCCAACUUAAACUCUUCCUUCUUUACAGAAUGGAUGAAAAGCUCUGACAAACUCGAUGCCUUUAUCAAACUCUUGGCAUUCUACAUUGAUCAAUUUGAAUUGAGAGGUAGAAACAAAUUUGAGAUGAAUAGCUUUAAAUGUUUUCAAGACAUUUUUAGUCUAGUGAAUGACCUUGCUCAUCCUAGAGUUUCACAAAUUAUCGCCAACCAUUCUGACAAUUUGAAAUUAUUUGAACCAACUCACAAAGAUUUGUCUUCGUUUAUAAAGUUGGAUAUUCGAGAUUCUGAAGGCGCAAAAUAUCACACAGAUACCAAUCUUGGUGAUAAGCAAUUCAUCGAAUACAUGAUGUUCAUUAUUGCAAGAAUGUUGCAACAAUUCUCGCUUGGAAAUCAAAAGAAAGUGGCUCUAGAAUUGACUUCAACAUCUGUGGAAAUUGUGACAAAUUACGUUCAAGAAUUUACCUCUAUUUUUAGAGCAAACUCAAAUAAUACUUAUUGGAAAUGGCUUUAUGGAGCUCUUUUACUUGGAAAGGAAUUUUCUGCAUCAACAUUAGAAUCUUUUCUUUCUGGAAACGAUUCCACAAAUGACAAUUCUAUUUCUAAUUCCUUGAUGAAUGUAUUAGAGAAGGUUUAUGAAUCAGAUAUCAUCACUAUUCAUAAAUUAUCGAAAUUAUUUGACGAAGCGACGGAUGCAGAAAAUGAAAUCAUUCUCGAUGAGGAAAACAAAAUUAAGGCCAGUACUCUCAAUCGAUUGGUUGCCAGAGUUUGUGAUCAAAAUAUUAGUGAAGAUUCCAAUUUCACAAAUACUUUCCUUGUCACAUACAGAUCCUUCUGUACUCCUGAAACAUUGUUGACAUUAAUGAUGAGCUAUUUUGAAUAUCACAUGCUUCCUCUCAUUAAUCAAGAUAUCAACAAGAAGAUGGCAAGUCUUGUACUUCGAAUGUUAAACACGAUUAGAGUGUGGGUUCAAGAUCACAGCUAUGAUUUCAAUAAUCAUUUGAAUGCCUCCAUGAUGAACUUUAUUUAUCGACAAGUAGGAAGAUUGUGCCAAAUGGAAAAACAAUCUAGUUCUGGUUACAUUAGUAUUGCCAACAAGAUUAAGGAAAGAAUUGAAGCAAAUUUAAUUAACAAUGGAGAAUCAAGAGAGAAACUUGAAAAAAUGUUCAGUAGAGAACGAGCUCAACCUCGAUAUCCAUCGAAAUGGAGUGAAGCAGAUGAAAAGAAACCAUUCAACAUCAAACAAUGGGAACCAAGUGAAAUUGCUAAACAAAUUACUCUUUUAGAAAGUAAUAUUUUCACAGCCAUUGAACCAAAAGAAUUCUUUGGACUUGGUUGGACCAAGAAGGAUAAGAUGACACGUGCUCCAAAUAUUUCACAUCUCACCGAACAAUUUAACAACUUGAGUACAUUUGUUGCAUCGGAUAUUGUUUGUGAAGAGAACAUUAAGAAGCGAGUGAGAAAAGUGAAACAAUGGAUCAAUGUUGCUUGGGAAUGCAAAAAUUUAAAUAAUUUGAAUGGUUGCAAUUCGAUUGUGAGUGCCUUCAACAAUGCUGGCAUUCAUAGACUUAAAAAGACAUGGGAAGCUAUUCCUAAGAGAGACAUUGAAAGUGAACGAUUGAAGCAAUUGAACGAAUUGGUGUCCAUGACCAGUUCCUAUAAAAAUAUGAGAGAUCAUAUGUCAAGAAGUGGAGAAGGGUUACCUUAUAUUGGAGUUUAUUUAACAGACAUGGUAUUUAUUGAAGAUGGUAAUAAGGAUUACAUAACCAAGGAAGGAUCUGAUUUGCAAUUGAUUAAUUUUGCCAAGAGAAGAAAAAUUGCUGAAGUCAUUCAACGAAUUAAGACACAACAACAAACUUUGUAUGAUUUCAUACCAAUUCCUUUCCUACAGAAAACAUUUGAUUUCAGUAACAUGUUAGAAAGUGAGAGAUCGCAAUUAUUGCUACCUGAUGACGUAAUUUGGAGUAAAUCCUUGAUGAUUGAACCAAGAGAACAAAAGCAAUAA
This is a messenger RNA of Naegleria fowleri, 7182 nucleotides long. RefSeq lists its product as uncharacterized. Gene Ontology annotation, molecular function: guanyl-nucleotide exchange factor activity. Bases 1 to 7182 code for a protein of 2393 amino acids. The record is from RefSeq and is a predicted model, not a curated record. Gene Ontology annotation, biological process: Ras protein signal transduction; positive regulation of GTPase activity. The transcript has 3 exons. Lineage: Eukaryota; Heterolobosea; Eutetramitea; Acrasida; Naegleriidae. Gene Ontology annotation, cellular component: plasma membrane.